CUGCAGUCUGUGGGAUCCCUGCACGACCGCUCCCAGGGCAGGUGCCGGCAGUGUCAAUAUACGCAGCCUCGAUCUGGGAAUCCCGUUGAUCUCGUGAACUGCCGGCCAAUUGCCGACUCGGAGACGGCCUGAGGGUGGGGCCCGCACUCGCUCCGCCAAUCGGCGCUAAGGGCAGGCACUGGCGCGGCGUACCGUCGUCGGGAAGACGGCCGCGACAGCGCUGGGCCGCAGCUGCGACGAUGGCGACCGCGAUGGCAGCGACGGCAGCGGAGCGGGCGGUCCUAGAGGAGGAGUUCCGCUGGCUGCUGCACGCCGAAGUGCAUGCUGUGCUGAGGCAGCUGCAGGACAUCCUCAAGGAGGCCUCUCUGCGCUUCACUCUGCCUGGUUCAGGCACUGAGGGCCCGGUCAAGCAGGAAAACUUCAUCCUGGGCAGCUGUGGCACAGACCAGGUGAAGGGUGUGCUGACUCUGCAAGGAGAUGCCCUCAGCCAGGCGGAUGUGAACCUGAAGAUGCCCCGGAACAACCAAUUGCUGCACUUGGCCUUCCGGGAGGACAAGCAAUGGAAGCUGCAACAGAUCCAGGAUGCCCGAAACCAUGUCAGCCAAGCCAUUUACCUCCUCACCCACCGAGAUGAGAGCUAUCAGUUCAAGACAGGUGCUGAAGUCCUCAAGCUCAUGGAUGCUGUGAUGCUGCAACUGACCAGGGCCCGCAACCGGCUCACCACCCCAGCUACCCUCACCCUGCCUGAGAUCGCAGCCAGUGGCCUCACGCGGAUGUUUGCUCCUACCCUGCCCUCCGAUCUGCUAGUCAACGUCUAUAUCAACCUAAACAAGCUAUGCCUCACCGUGUACCAGCUGCAUACCUUGCAGCCCAACUCCACCAAGAACUUCCGCCCAGCUGGAGGUGCGGUGCUACACAGCCCAGGGGCCAUGUUUGAGUGGGGCUCACAGCGCCUGGAGGUGAGUCAUGUGCACAAGGUGGAAUGUGUGAUCCCCUGGCUCAAUGAUGCUCUGGUCUACUUCACUGUCUCCCUGCAGCUCUGCCAGCAACUCAAGGACAAGAUCUCCGUGUUCUCCAGCUACUGGAGCUACAGACCCUUCUGAGCUCCCCAGGAGCCUGUGCCUGGGAGGGUGGCUCUUGCCCAUAGGAUCCUUUUUCCCACCCACACACUCCUCAUAGUGUUAUUUAUCUCCUCACUGGCCCUGCCCCAUACAUUUGCACUGCUGCUGCCAGGAGGAAGGACACUCACUGGUUUUGGGUUUGGUUGUGUUUGUGUUUGGUUGAGGUUUUGUCUCAGGAAGGUGGGGCUAACAGGUGGCCACACACACACAGCCCUUCCCUCCCGGAAUCUUGGGAACCUUUGGACUCAGGGUAGGGCCAAGCCAGGCCUCUCCUUCCUCUCCAGCUGCCACAGGGUUGUAGGGGGAAGCCACUCAGCUCCAGCUGAGGGUGGGGCCCUGAGCUGUGCGUUGGGAGGGCAGGAAGAGGGACAUCUGCUGAACCGGCCUGUGAAUGAGCUGUAUGCCUGGGACAUUUCUUCUGAAGCCUCAACACACAGCCUCUGAGAAAUAAAAAUCAGACUUUGCCUGGA
This is a messenger RNA of Cavia porcellus (domestic guinea pig), 1591 nucleotides long. It is a transcript of the gene Rogdi, whose product is annotated as rogdi atypical leucine zipper. The coding region runs from base 240 to 1103 and encodes 287 amino acids. NCBI's taxonomy places the organism in Eukaryota, Metazoa, Chordata, Mammalia, Rodentia, Caviidae. Gene Ontology annotation, cellular component: RAVE complex. The transcript has 11 exons. The record is from RefSeq and is a predicted model, not a curated record.